This is a messenger RNA of Trematosphaeria pertusa, 522 nucleotides long. RefSeq lists its product as uncharacterized. The transcript has 2 exons. The record is from RefSeq and is a predicted model, not a curated record. Lineage: Eukaryota; Fungi; Ascomycota; Dothideomycetes; Pleosporales; Trematosphaeriaceae. Bases 1 to 492 code for a protein of 163 amino acids.
AUGCUGCACGUGGCGAGUGGGAGGAACAUGCUUAAUGCAGCCAUCGUAUGUACACAGUAUGCGGGAUCCCGGUCAUUGCGGGUCGGUAAGCGCUCCAAGGCUCUUCAUUGGAAGAAAAGACACGACAAAGGACGAGGCGCCGUCGUCCCCCUCGAUAACACGAGCGUUAAUGCCGGAGGCCACGGCGUCUUCUUUCCAAUUUCUGUGCCGCUUCUAGGGCGAACAGGAUGUGAGCUCAUGGGCGGCCGCGGGCGCGGAGAUACCGUGCUUGACAGCGGCCCAGAUUAUUCCCAAGAUUUGCGCCAUGGUGCCGCCGAGCGAGCAACGUUCGUAACGACGCUUGGGCGAGCGCCCCCUGAAAAUCCAGACUAUUACCCCGGAUCAGAGCCAAGAACAGGUAGCGUCUCCGCAGCUUGUUGCGUCAAAGGGGAAUCCGAAUUCGCUUCCCCGAGUCAUGGGCCCCCACUGAUCGUCUCCAAUACGCUGGAGUAGGGCAAAAGAAGAGAGACAGGAUAACGAUCA